GGUUCCACUUGUUGUUAAUAAUGAGUGCCCUUCCAAAAAAUAGAAGUGUGUUGAUUUUUCCAUUGAUUCAUUUUUUCUAAUGCUGGUUUGCAAAUCCAUUCUUCAUGGGUAGUAGGUUCACCUAAUGCUGUAAGUGACACUCCUAGGAUGCGUACCGGGGCUCUUAAAGGCGUGGAGCAUAAAUGGGCGUCCUUUGUGUGGCUUUGUGGACCUAUCUCUGGAAUUUUGGUUCAGCCAGUUGUUGGUGCCUGGAGUGACAACUUGCAGUCGAGAUUCGGGAGGAGAAGACCUUUCAUUGUUGCUGGGUCCUUUUUCGUCACUCUUGCUAUACUAGUUAUUGGGUUUUCAACCGAUAUUGGGUAUUUACUAGGAGAUGGCCUAGAUGUUGAUGCUGCCAGCGACUUGGCAGCUCGAGAUCGCUCAGGGGCGACCCGCGGCAGUAACAGGCACAAAAAGUGGGCUCGCAUUGUGUUCAUUAUGGGAUUUUGGCUCCUUGAUCUUGCUAAUAACACUAUCCAGGGUCCUAUGCGUGCGUUGCUGGCUGAUCUGGCAGGUGAUUCUGUCAUUGCCUUUCCACAUGUCUGUCGAUCCUCAUCCAAUGUCUGUCAUGACGACUCGACACAUGUCUCUGGCACCAGAAGAGUGGAUCAGCUCGAAGCAGCACAAGCAUUUUAUUCGUUGUGGACAUCUCUGGGCAGCAUUCUUGGCUAUGCGGCAGGAUCGAGUGGCUUGUGGUACCAGUGGUUCCCCUUCCUGUCAACAAGGGCUUGCUCAGAGAUUUGUGCAAACCUGAAGGCAGCCUUCAUCAUUGCUGUGCAAAGAAGCAAGGAUCGAACAGAAAACAAACGAACGCUGAACAGUGAAGGUCAGGAGAUGAUGGAGGGUAGACUCAAGAAGAGAAAGGCAGUAAAUGCAGGAGGAGAAGAGGUAACAGUAACUAAACCUGUUGUAGUCGGCCAAGGGGACAAGGCAAAGGGGGAAGGGAAAGCGGAGUCAGACACCAUGGCUGAUGUGAGCAGCGCAGAGGGAGACAACCCGGACAAGGAAAGUGAGAAGGAAUCUCAACGAUCGCUCCAGUGGCUCAGAGAAUAUGUAGAGAAAGUCAAAAGGGAAAGGGAACAUGCAUUCAACAUCAGGGUAGCAUGCCUGAAACAUGCUGAGAAAGCCCAGUUAGUUGGUAAGAGGGGCCCGAUAGGAGGAUCCGUGAACUCCAACAACCAAUUCGAGGCACUCAGGAAGGUCAAGGCAGAGGAGCUAUCGGAAUAUACGGCAUUCAGGUAUCUAGAAAAGAAAAGGGCAAGAGAACACGGUCUGAAAGACAAAGACAAAACCAUUCCUGAUUCCAAAGACGAACUCCAAAGCUUGCGCCCAACGAAAUGGAGGACAGGGAAGAACCAGAAGAAGAGGGACAAUGACUCAGAUCCAAUGGAAUCUGAGGAUGAAUCUGGACGCACUCUGCUGAAAAAAGAAGCAGCGGUCAUACUGGCCCAAACAGACAAAUUGAGGAGACUGAAUGAGGAAUAUGCUCCAGAAUUCAUUACAAUCGACCGCAUUGCCAAAAAGGCUACCCCACUGGUGGAAGAAACCGCCAGGUCGCCAAGGCUCACAAUGAUGAGUAUCCGUCCUCUUAUCGCAGCAAGAUAUGUGUCAGGAAUUGAUGAGUGGCAGGUUGCCACAGAUGUUUCCUUUCAGAUCCCWGGCUUGGAAGAAGGCCAGAACUUAGCAGAAGUCCUCCGAAAGAAAGUUUCUAGUUCUUAUCCUUUGGGUGUCUUUGAGAUAGGACUGAAUGGAGCAGUUCAGGAGGACACACAKUCUCAAUCGSCSCAGGAAGUAGGGGUCCAGGUUGAUGCAACAGACACAGAAGUAGGGAAACACUCUCCUCAGGCAUUCAUGCCAUUGAUCGUCAAGUUGCCGGAAACUGCGAAACUGAGGUCAGGAAUGAGAUGGCGACCGUGGAGGACUGUAAUUGCAGUCCCAUACAGCAUCUUGGCAGGCUCGAGUCUGCCAGCAGAAUUGGAUGCAGUAUCAAUCGCGACCUUAGUAGCGGCAGGCACUCUGGAGGGAGAUGGUGAUCUGGAAGCACGAGCAUUUGCGCUGGAUUGGGACAAAUACUACAGGAGCGAUGGCUCGGAUGGGGAGUCCCUGGGCUGGAUCUAUGAUGAGGAGAGGGACGAGGAGGGGAGGAACAUAGAACAGGGUGAAGACAAUGAGGAAAGCUUGGGUCCAUACAAGAUGGAUGAGUCUGAGUCAGAUACGCCCUCGAGACCGGUGCAGGAUUCCGGGGGUCUGAUCAGGGAGAGGACACGAUGGGCUUGGACACAGGCGGACCUUUACCAUCGUAAAAGAAACAGCAGAUCGGGCCUUGGGGUAAAUGGGGUAAAUAGUGGUAACAGUCGGGGCAAUGGAGGAAUUCAGGAAAGUGGCCAACAAGGGGGUAACUCAGGGCGAGUGGAGACACCAAGGGAUCACCAUUCGAAGUUGGAAUGUCAAUGGUUUGGGUAAUGUUAAGGGGAGGGAAGACGAGCUCUUUGACCUAAUCAAAGAUCUAACAGUAA
Molecule: messenger RNA, 2555 nt
Organism: Chara braunii
Lineage: Eukaryota; Viridiplantae; Streptophyta; Charophyceae; Charales; Characeae
Source: the annotation of a GenBank genome assembly